Messenger RNA from Leucoraja erinaceus (little skate), 3584 nucleotides. RefSeq lists its product as uncharacterized. NCBI's taxonomy places the organism in Eukaryota, Metazoa, Chordata, Chondrichthyes, Rajiformes, Rajidae. The coding region runs from base 14 to 3037 and encodes 1007 amino acids. The transcript is spliced from 8 exons. The record is from RefSeq and is a predicted model, not a curated record.
CAAAGUUAAGUCCAUGGACAGUUGUGAGGAGACCUGCGACACUGUUCUGAUGGCCAGGGGAAACGUUUGCGAACUCUCCGCCACAGUCAAACGGGCUAUCGGAAAAAUCGAGGCAGCACAGCUGGUUCGUGCAAGACAGGAAGUUGCGGACCGCUUAAAAGACAUUCUGGAAAAAGUUAAUUUUGCACUGAACAGCGCAAGAUGUGACCACCACCAAAUGCGAAACGUCUCCUUUGCCUCUGAGGAAAAGGAAAGGGAGUGGUUGACAGAUGCAAUCACGGAGUUCGCAACUAGCACAAGCAUCAAAGAGGAAAUCCUAAAGUUUAUUCUCCAAUGGCUGUCAGACAGCAAUCAAAUUUUAAUUGAUGAAGAAGAGAUGGAGGAGGAUGAAGAACUUGAGAAAUUGUCAACAGAAUGGAUUGCGGAAGUUAACUUGAAGGUGCAAUCAAGCCUGGCUUCCUCCCAAACCUGCAUAGAUUAUCUAUAUUUCCUAUCCAAAGCCCUGUUUCGCCUUCAACGUAGACAUUUAAAAUCAAGAUCAACAGAACCUGGCGAUAAACAACCCACUGGCAAACGGUGGAGGCAGAAAAAGAUGGAAUCCAAAUCGCUCGUGUAUUUCCAGGAUAUGCAACCAAUGAGCACUGCAACAAUGCUGGAACCACACAUUGCAAAACAGUUGGAAGCAGCAGUGGGAGAGAUUAAUAUUGUAUUCACAAACAUCACAAAGUAUCUUCCUUUCAAGAAGGUCCAGACAAUUGCCUUCAGAUACAUUGGAAAAUUCAUAGGGAAUCUUUACAAGGCAUUUCUCGUUCGUUCACAUGAAUAUUUUGAGGUGGAAAAUGAACUAAGAAAGGCUGAGUCUUUUGGAUCCCAGAGAUCUGAAUGUAAUCUGGUUACUGAGGUGAAAGGUCUUCAAGAACACAGCUGUGCCCUCAAAACACGGGCAGAAUUAGCGGAAUAUCAUUACAGGGAGGUGUCCAGCAUGAACCGUGACCUGGAAAAAAACAUCAAAUGUUUGAGGUCCAAAAUUGAGCAGCUACAAAAUGGUGAGAAAGUCACUGCUGAUUUGCUAGUGAGCGCAAAGCAGGCGAGCAAAACAAGUAAAAGUAAAGCACUGGUGAAAAAAUCAAAACAUCUCUCCAGUGAGGAGCCCAAAAAUAUUAUUUUUGACAGGCAUGAUACAACUACAGACCAAAGGGUUGUCCCAGGGGAAAGCAUUCCCAUUGGAGAAUCAGAGGAACAAAAGGCUGGCCGGGAAGUAUCCAAGAAGGAAAACAUUCCCUUUGAUGAACCUACAGGGGAAAGUAUUCCCAAGGAACUUACCAUUGGAAGGAUAACUCCAAUAUUAACCAAAUUCGAAACAGUGCUUAGUGAAGCAGUGAAGGGAAAAAUGUUUAAAUCCAACUCGAAUGCAGGAAAGAAUCAGAGAGCAUGGGUUCAGAAAGAAGAAUUGAAGACUCAAGCUCAGCAGAUGGUUGUGGGUUUGCUGACAGAUUUUCAAACUGCUGUUUUGUAUUCACUGGACCAUGGGUUACGCAGUGGCAAAGACCUUGCACCAGAUGAUAUCUGUAAGGUGCAUGCUCUUCUCAAGUCUGAGGAGUUAAAGAAUCUUUAUGAAGUGAUUGAGAAAGCAAUCAAAGAAAUCUCAAUGCAGAAGCUCAAACAAGAGCCAAAAGAGCAACCUGUUCAAGAUAGAAAGCCACUGGAAGAAAACUUGGCAGAGAUAUCAAAAGAAAGGGAACCUGAUUUAACCAAUUUUGCUGAACUUCUCGAGGAAGUAUCCAGAUUUGGAAUUAUUCAAGAGAUUGCCCUCGAUGAAUUGAGUGCCCAAGUUCAAUAUUUAAUCGAAGAAGCCAAACAGGACCAGAGCUUGUCGCAGGAAGAAACACACUUCCAUGAAAAGACCCUGCAAGCCUUGGACACAAUUCUAACACUGGAGAAAAUGUCCUCUCGGGCUGGAAUGGAUCAGUUAAUUAGGAUUCGAGAGACAAUCAGUAACAUAUAUUCCAGCAACAGUGCCCUUGAGCUCAAUAAAAAGGAAGUAAAACUGCAGGCAGAAUGUUACAAGGAAGGGGCUUCUCUCCCUGAAACUCCAUCAGCAACACCAGCAAAAAUAAUUCAACCCAGCGGAAAUGUCCUCCAGGCUGCCGAAGGCGAGAAAGUAGUGGACUUGUCAUAUAUUGUGAACGUGACAUAUCUCCGAUCAACCUGUAAAACUUUGGACCAAGCAGUAUGCGAUGGCAUCAUUUCCAGACAACUCCAUACCACCGCUACACACCUGAUACACAAAACGCUAUCAAUAAUUCAGCUCCGACUGGCUUAUCUGUUUCGAAAGUACAUGGCUUUCCGACAGAUCGAAAUCUUUAGAAAGUACUUGAACAGCAGGUUGUUGGAUCUAAGCAAUAAGGAUGAUGAGGUUCCUAAGGCGCUGUACAGAUUUGCCAGCAGACUCAAAACACGUUUAAUAUCCACCAUGCGGCACUGGGAAACAAGACAGCAACUGAUUAACCAGAGUCGCCAAAGACACUUGAAUCAAAUGAUCAAUGUAUUCAGUCAGGUUAAACACCACACGGGCCUAGUGUUGCUCAGUCCAUUUCUGGCCACCAGAUCACCAGACACAAAGAUGCGGAAGCAGUUUGGACCCCCGUUCCAGCCAACACUAGUGGUGGCAUCUGAGAGACCGUGUUGUCCCCAUGGUCAAGGCAAUGGUACCCCGUCUACUUUGCUCAGAACAAGGAACACCCAUUUAUGGUCAACAAAUAUUGUGGAUGGAAGUUUUCCGAUUGCCAAGAAGGACCCUGCCACCCCGAUUAUGUUCCCAGCGACGCCUAAAUUAGUGACAAUGGAUGGCAGAAAGAAUUCUUUUCGGCAAAUGGUGACGAACACGCAAAUGAGUAUUGUGGGAGAGAGCCUACACAUACCAACAAAGAGCCUUCCUAUCCCAUCGGAAUCAUAUGUCCCAUUGUUCUUGGACAAAAAUAUGGCCUUUGCCAUCGCCACAUCUUCAAACAAGUUUAAUUUCUUUCAGCAGGCAUAAAUAUGUUGCUGCAAUGACAGUUGGGCUUCCCUAUAAGAGUCAUGCUUCUGGUUCUAUUUUUGUUCUCUGUAAUGUUUUCCUUGUUUAAAUAAAAUCAAUUUAACAUCAACAGAUUUCAGUUCCUUAUUCCAGCUCUUUCACAAUGGUGAUGGUUAACAAUUGUGAAUAUUGGAACAUGAUCUUUGUGUCUGUUCUGCCAUUUGCAAACCAGCUUUACAUCCUGCAAUGGUAAGGAGCAAGCUCAGUAUCUGUUCCAGCCAGGUUCCCAAGUGUUGUUUUUCAAAUCAAACCCCGAUAAUACGUUAAUCUGCAAUCCUGGCCUCAUGCUGGUUAAACAGAUGCAAAAAUCCAACUGAACCCCUUGGAUUUUAGCAGGUUAAUUGACAUUGGGAAAUUGAAGUAUUAGCAUGUGUAAAUAUUAGGAGAUGCAAGGAAGCACAGAUGCUGGUUAACCAACAAUACACAAAGUGCUGGAAUAACUCAGCAGGUCAGGCAUUUCUAGAGAACAUAGACAUAUGACGUUUCGGGUUGGGACUCUGCCACUGUA